Didymodactylos carnosus is the source of this 1308-nucleotide messenger RNA. The record is from the annotation of a GenBank genome assembly. NCBI's taxonomy places the organism in Eukaryota, Metazoa, Rotifera, Eurotatoria, Philodinida, Philodinidae.
AUGGGUCCUAGUCAAAAUAAAUUAUGUCCGGCUGAUGAAUUAACAUAUCGUAAAAAGUCUGAUUCUAUGUCGGGAGACUACCAGCGAGGAAAUGCGAGUGACUUUUAUUUUGCAUGUCGCAAUGGUAAUAUUGACUAUGUUCUAGAGAAAUUACCAGGUAUGUCUAUUGAAGAUAUAAAUAAAGUCGAACCGAACGGUAGUACAGCAAUUCAUGCCGCUACAUUUUAUAAUCAUAUUGAUAUUGUUCAAGAGUUAUUUAAAGCUGGAUGUAGUAGAACAAUAUACAAUAAUCACGGUAAUAGGCCAUAUGAGGAAGCACAAACUGAAGACAUGAAAAAAUUAUAUGAUCGUUCAUCGAGUACGCGUUUUCAUGAACAGAAUGUCGAUAGAUCAUAUGAAAUUUUUACACCAGAAGGAUCAGACGAAAAUUCUAUUCAACAAAAACAUCAUGAUUAUAUUCAAAUGUUUAAAUCGGAUGCUGAGAUGAUGGAAUAUAUGACAAAUCGACAAACGAUGGUUAUGUGGUUGAAAUUUUUUGAUUGGUUUUCGCAUAAGUUUAGUUAUUUUAUUGACAGAAAUGAUUAUCAAGCUAGUUUAUUCGACUUAGAUAAAGAUCGAGAUUUGGAUGAAUUUUUACGAAAAGAUGGUAGUGAAUACGAAAACAAUAAACGAGUACUACAAGAAGCUAAAAACAAAGAGAGUGUGGGACCAUUAAUCACCUUAUAUACGCAAGAAGCAGUUGGAUUUUAUAGAAUAUUAAACGAACAGUUGGCAUUAAUGAUAACAAGUAAUGAUAAUCUAGAUGAUAUGAAUGGGGCUUCUUCUCUAUGUGAUCGAUUUGUUCGGGAAUUCGAUAUGCGAGAAGGUGAACUUUCACAAAUAGCCUAUACUGGUAGAAGCUUUCGUGGUGUUACAAUGGAGGAAGAUGAAUUACAAAAAUAUAAAAAUGCAUGUAAAGGGGAAAAAGGCUGUAUAAUUGCUACAAAAACAUUCCAGUCAACAUCUAGAUCGCGUGAUCAAGCAUUAGUAUUUGCAACAACACAUAUUAAUGGCAAAGGUAUUAUAUUUGUAUUUGAUAUACCUCAAGAAUGUUCAACAGUAUUUGACGUACAACAUUUAUCUGAGUUUCCCCAAGAAGAAGAAAUACUAAUUUUGCCAGGUAAUCUCUUUGAGAUCAUGGAAGUUAUAGAAGCCAAGGAACAAGCUGUGACUGAAAUUCAUCUUCUACAUUUGAAAAUAAAAAUAUCUUUUUUUGAAAAGCUCAAACGGACAAUAAAAGCUGCUCGAACAGUGAGUGGUGUUGACUAA